AUGGCCAUCGCCGCUGUCCUGACAUCACUACAAGGCAGCGUGAUUGAGUAUCCCCACCGCUCCCUAGCCGCCGCAGCCCUCCUCGUCCCCAUCCUCUAUGUCAUUCUUAAUGAAUUCAUUCGACAUUCUGCCCGUGUGAAGGGUAUGAAGGGUCCACGUGGACUGCCUUUGAUUGGUAAUCUGGCGCAGAUUCGCACAAAUGCCGCGGAGCAGUAUCGCCUCUGGUCGAAAAAGCACGGCCCCGUUUAUCAGAUCCAGCUUGGGAAUAUCCCCGUCGUCGUGGUCAACUCUGCUGCAUCGGCCAAGGUGCUUUUCAGUCAUAAUGCGCAGGCGCUGAGCUCCAGACCCGAGACUUAUACUUUUCACAGGAUUGUUUCCAAUACCGCCGGAACGACUAUCGGUACAUCACCCUACAGUGAGUCCUUGAAGAGGCGCAGAAAGGGCGCCGCAUCGGCCCUCAACCGCCCCUCUGUCGAUACGUACGUAUCUCACCUGGACGUCGAGUCAAAGGCCUUUGUGGAAGAGCUUCACAGAUAUGGAAACCACGGGAAGACGCCGGUCGACCCCAUGCCCAUGAUCCAGCGUUUGAGCUUGAGUUUGGCAUUGACUUUGAACUGGGGCGUGCGUAUUGUGUCGCAGGAAGAGGACUUGUUUGAUGAGAUCACCGAGGUGGAAGAUGAGAUCAGUCGGUUCCGAAGCACUACUGGAAACCUGCAGGAUUACAUCCCUCUUCUACGGCUGAAUCCGUUUAGCUCCAACUCGAAGAAAGCCGCCGAGAUGAGAAUCCGUCGCGAUAAGUAUCUCGGUGCGCUUAAUAGUGACUUGGAUGAUCGCAUGGCAAAGGGAACGCAUAAGCCUUGUAUCCAGGCUAAUGUUAUUCUGGAUAAGGAGGCUAAACUAAAUAGUGAGGAGCUGACGUCAAUCAGCCUGACUAUGCUUUCUGGUGGUCUUGAUACUGUUACCACUUUGGUUGCAUGGAGUCUGGGCUUGCUGGCUCAGCGUCCUGAUAUCCAAGAUCGAGCGGCCAAGGCCAUCCGGGAGAUGUAUGGUGAGGAUGAGCCCAUGUGCUCUUCUGACGAUGACCAAAAGUGUGCGUAUAUUGCAGCCCUGGUCAGGGAAUGUCUUCGUUUUUUCACUGUAUUGCGAUUGGCACUUCCUCGCACCUCGAUCAAGGAUAUCACCUAUGAUGGAAUUACCAUUCCCAAGGGCACAGUGUUCUUCUUGAAUGCCUGGGCAUGUAAUAUGGAUCCUGACGUGUGGACUGACCCGGAUGAGUUCCGCCCCGAGCGCUGGUUUGAGCAGCCUGAUGCGCCUCUUUUCACAUACGGUAUGGGCUACCGGAUGUGCGCCGGUUCGCUACUGGCCAAUCGAGAGCUCUAUCUCGUCUUCAUCCGCACCCUGAACAGCUUCCGCCUUGAACCACAUGACAAAGCAGACUGCCACCCUCUUCGUGGUAACUCGGAUCCGACUAGCUUGGUAGCUAUUCCUCGAAAAUAUAAGGUCCGAUUUGUACCGAAGAAUGAAGAGGUUCUGUCAAAGGUUCUUGCUCAGUGA
Penicillium griseofulvum is the source of this 1554-nucleotide messenger RNA. Its product is annotated as cytochrome P450. The record is from RefSeq and is a predicted model, not a curated record. The transcript has 4 exons. NCBI's taxonomy places the organism in Eukaryota, Fungi, Ascomycota, Eurotiomycetes, Eurotiales, Aspergillaceae. Gene Ontology annotation, molecular function: iron ion binding; monooxygenase activity; oxidoreductase activity, acting on paired donors, with incorporation or reduction of molecular oxygen. The coding region runs from base 1 to 1554 and encodes 517 amino acids.